UGGUUGCAGUUGAACAAAAAAGUGCACCUCCCCGACAAUGCGACUGUAAAUGACACAUAAGACUAAUUAUUGUAGAUUUCAUUUUAAUUUAUGGUGACUACAGUGAAUUGGAUGUAAAGAAAACCAGCCGCCGCCGCCGACAACGACGACUACAGUAUGUAACAUUGAUGGUGAAGUUGAUGAUUCCAGUUGAUAAAUCCGUCUCAUACGUCUCUACACACGGUGUGGUGGUGCGGUACUUGUGCGUUUGGUGGUUUGUGCUGUGCAUUGGUCAAUUGAGAAUCUGUAGAGCUGGUAGGAUUCAAGUGGAUUUGCGCAAAACUCUUUAUGUUUCGAGAACGAGCGAAAAAAAACAACGGAGUUCUACUAGUGAGACGCAUUGGCCUUGAUCAAACUAGGCACCGCCGCAUAAUAGAAUAAGGUCGGCUCUACACGUUUCUAAGUUUUUCUUAACCCUUUCAGGACCAUAUUUGUUUCUACGCAAACACCAGAUUAUCAAAGUUGACUCGUAGGUCUCGGAAGGGUUAAAACCUUGUCAGAGCCAGAUAUGGCAAAAAUCAAACUCAAAUUGCGAUUCUCAGCUUGAUUCUAAGCGCUCUUGAUCCUUUUAAUGAAGAUUUGUGUGUAGAGCUUACCGUAGAAUGACGAACUCGUUGUAUCCAUAGAAUUAGAUGGAACAACUAUGCCUAGAACUAUUUAAGUCCCAAACAAAGCGACCAUUACAGAGCACAGCCCCAUAGAGUUCCGAUAAACAAAUAUACCCGAAAAUAAAUAAGAAAGCAACAUCGUCGGUCAGUUGGUCGCGCGCGCGCCGCCGGUUGUCCGGAUGCAAGUACGAACGACCGGACAAACGUAUGAGAUUUAACCUUGAAGAAGUUUAUUGACGUGCGUGCUGGUUAGUGUUUGCUGCUGUAGGGAGCCGCAGUACGGUUUGGGUUCGUCUUUCGCGCAUAUGUUGAAUCAUCUCUGGAGCAGAUCGAACGUUGCUGGUGACAAUACAUGUAAUAGUUGUCAAUUGUGGAAGAGUGCCCUCAUCAACCAUACAGGUGUGCCUGCUGUGUCUACUCCGAAUGGUGCCAUAGGUAGCGGCAAAACUGGUACUGCUGAGAAAACUGAACGCACAAAAUGGUGGACACAACGCCGCUCCUGCAUUUGCGCUUAUUGCGUGAAGAGUUGUUAGACCUCGACGUAGAAGACAUCAAGGAUGCUCUCAUUGAUAAACAAAUCUUCAGUGACGGCAACCUAAGGGAAAUCCUACAGGAAACAAAUGAAGGGUUUCGUUUGGAUUUGAUUUUUACUAUACUGGAACAGAAAGAAAAGCAAGAAGGGCACGUGCAUAUAGUCACUGAAUUUCUAAAGGUUCUCGAACCUUUCUACAGCUGGAUCGUUAAACGCUACACAGAAGACAGAAGAAGUGGUUGCCAAGCUGGUCGGAUUAAUCGGUACCUGUCGUAUCGUACCAACACAACAGUGCCGAGCAUCGACGAGCUGAACGUAUACCGGCGGGAGCAAAUCUGGAAGAUCCAGAAACAUCUAAAGCAACUUAAGCAUGGUGUUAGCGGCCAGCGAUAUCUGUUCGUGUACGGAGGCUUCGGUACUGGCAAGUGGACGCUGGUUAGCCAGGCCUGCGAAAAUUUCACUAUCGUCGAGCACAUGGGCUUCCACAUAUUCUACCUGAGCUUGGCCAACUGCAAAACAGACGCCCAGAUUCUCGAGCAGCUUGAAAAUCUCAACCUUCAAAUGGCAACCGAUUGUAAAAGCGAAGACGUCACCUACAACGGUCGAUAUCCCACGAAUGAGAUUUUCUUUCGGAAGAAGGGUCUCAUCCAAAUUUUCGAAGAUCGCUUCAAGCGAAGCUUGCUCAUCUUAUCCCACGUUCGUGACCCAUCCUUGAUCGAGAAAUUUGACCUGAAAUGCAAGACGCUGGUCGUUACGAGCAGCAAAGAUGUCAUCAACAAAGUUAACGAAAACGAGCGCUUCGUGGUCAAAGUGGAACCGGGAUUCACCGAGGAUGAAAGUAUGGAGCUUUUUGGGAAAGCACUACGCGUAAUGUCGGACUAUCUGCCAACCGAAGCCCACGACAUCUACCAUAUGUGCAAAGGUAACCCGUUCGUGAUUAAGCUGAUCGCCCGGAAGAUGCGAUCGGAGUUUGCAGAAACGGACAGCAUCACAUCGAAUCCGCGUGUGGCAGAAGUUUGGAAAAAGCUUGCCAAUGAUUUGGGCAAACACUCGAUUACGAUAGAAAACUUCACCAUUCGGUCGAUACUGAACCAGCUGGACGACACGGAACAGGCGGCAUUCCGCAGUUUGUUGGUGUUUCGAGAUAACGUCAAGAUUCCACAUAGUGUCCUCCAACGGUACUGGGGCCUGACUGCGGAGGAAACGGAGUACCGCAUAUCCAAGCUGAUCAACAAAGGCUUGCUGGACAAGCGAGUCGUCAAUCAACGAGAAUUUUUCGUACUGCAUUACGUAUGUUAUAGUUUCCUACUAAAAGAAAGGCCGAGAGAAAAUUAUGCUAACCUCCAUCAGCGAUUGGUCGAAAGCUAUAGAAUCUCCGACGCACUCUACAACCGUACCGAGUUGGACCUACUGAAGUUCUUCCCAAACGAUCACUACUUCCACUUCUACGUCGCUAUCCAUCUGGAGCAAUCAGGGCUGCACGAUCUAUUUCCGAAACUUUUCACGGACUUUGGCUUCCUGGAGCAGAAACUCCGCUACACGGGCCUGCCAAAUACGGUCGGGGACUUGAAACUGUUUCAGGAGCGGAUCUUCGCCCACAUGACGGAUCCGGACUUCUAUGCGGAGCUGCUGACCGAGUUUCUCAUGGGAGCGGAGGUGCUGCUGUCGAAAUCGGCCGAUACGUGCCUCCUGCAGCUUGCCCUGAACUGUACCGGACCGAUUGCGGACGAAGCAAAACGGCAAGCGGCCAAGUACAACAACCGCGUUUGGUUCUGUGACAUCGAUCACACCCACCAGCACCAGCUGAUUCAGGUGCGAAGUGCGCCGCAUAAAGUGCGUUUACAAGAUCCGGAAUCAGCGCUAGUAAGCUUGGACAACAAUCAAAUCUCUCUGGUUGAUCUAUCGCCAUGGUACUCAGCUCCAGCUACCAUAUUCGACGGUAAUGAUGGUCGCGUCAGAGACAUGCAGAUGAUCAACAACAAUGUCCUCAUAGCGCUGGAUGUCAAAGGAACGCUCUCAAUAUGGUCUAUGCGGAACACACCUCAGGACCGAAAUGCCAGACAACACGAGAGCGAUGGCAACAUUCGUAGCAAAGCGCAAAGUUUACGAUCAUUCAACCAUGGAGAAGAUCCUUUUGUGAGUUUUUGCAUUGUGUCCAAUGACAAUACCGGUAAUACUCCAACGAGUCUUUUCGCAAUCACCAAAAACGGGGUGCUGUACUUUUAUAAAGGGCUCAGUACUUUUUCCUUGCUCAAUCAUCACGAUACAAGGAUCAAAAACACCUACAUGAUCAAACCAUUGAUUGGCUCAACUGCGUUACCUAAACUACUACUCCUAACUGAAGACAACCUCGGAUGUAUUUUCAACCUAACAUCGACUAGCACCGAGUGCCGCUUCGAGGAACCUCAAGUGGUCAACAUCCACAAUCUUGGAAGCAGACUAAUCUCAGUGUGUGCCAAUCAAAUUCGAUUGCGAACGUUUUGUCGAGAUCAUCGGAACCAACUGCAAACUGAACGAGUAGAGCUAAUCUACGAAACACCGGUUCAUCAUCAGAAUACCUGCAGUGCUAUCUCGGAAGAUAACGAAUAUAUUGUCCUAGGAACCACCCAGGGGAUCUCCAUAUUCAGUAUUCGUGAUCGCGUGGAAGUCCUCAGGACUAACAUCAGUCACAACAUUCUGGAUGUGGAUAUCUACUCUUUGGAUGACGAUCGCUAUCGUUACAUCUUGAUCUCCUCGUCCGAGGAUAGCGGAAACGUGAUCAACAUGUACUCGUUGAUGGUAACGGCUACCAACCAGAUGGUCAGCAAUCAGUACCAACUGCAAGGCAACACCAACUUCCUCGUUGAUCUGGAUCACGAACCGGUACGGGUAAAGACGAUUGACCGUAAGCGUGUCAUCCAAGAGCUACAGUUCACUGCCGUUCAAGAGCGCGAUGACUUCAACAAGCUGUCACCUACAAGUGAAAACGCCGCUCUGGCAAGUGAAGUCCAACAGCUGAUUCAGUCUCCGUCCGGGUUCUACAUUGGCUUGAAGAAUGGCGACGUGCUACGAUUGACGGACUGGUGCAACCCUAAGGACGGCCCCCACCCGGAAACCAUAAUUCAUCUGGGCGAACCUGUCACCUUGCUGAAGCACUACGAAGGCGUUCAGGUGCUAGUAGCCGCUACGGAGAAUAGAUGCGUGAUCAUUGUCGAAGGCAGCGUGGUGCGCCAGAUCGAUGAGGAGAUUUGCGAGUGCUACAUGCACUUGGACCACUAUUUGGUGCUAAUCUACGAAAACUGCACCGUUGAGAUAUUCAAUGUGCAAUCUAAGGCCGUCGAGCGAACCCUCAGCCAACGGCUAAUCUUUGGUGCAUCGGCAUUCAAUGAGCAAUGUCUGAUCAUCUGUACGAGCGAAGGUGCUAUCGAGCAGCUGAAAUUUAAUCCCGCCGAAGACGAUCGCCUGGAAAUACACGUUCAGCACAUCCACGAUCUGGCGGAGAACCCUGCGCCAAAGUGGGGAAGAAUUUCCAGCUGUGCCAUGUCGCCCCAGGGAGAACUGCUUGCCAUCGGAUAUAAGCGAGGUGCCAUAGAAGUGUACAACACCGAAGAACGCAAGGUGAUCGCAACGCUCGAGUCCCACACAUACGAAGUGGCAUCGAUGUACUUUAGCCCUUGGCAGGACCCGAACAGCCCCCACAUUCUGGUCAGUAUUGGAGAGCAGAUCGUAUUCUGGAACUUGGACUACGUUAUCAACAAUCCGCCCCGGUUGGACUCGAACGAUGUUAAGAGACGCUCCAACCGCUACAAGUCGCGAUCUUCUGUCGCAUCUCCCGCCAUAGAUAUUCACCAUCGUUCAUCAUUCGGAAGUCCAUCAUCUGGACUCUCAUCGCCAUAUGCUGGUAGCCCCGCUCAAAACGGAUCGUUUUCCUUCGACGUAGAUGAUGUUGGCCUCCAGUGGCUCAGCAGAGUAGGGCCCUCGAACAAGCCCCAACUGCUGUCGUGCAUCAAGCUGAUCGGAUCGUCGGCCAAGAAGCUGAUGAUCAGCAGAGAUUUCAACAAGUUUUUCACCAUCGACGACGAAGGUUACCUCUACUAUUUGAGAUUGUAUCAACCGGGCAGCAAUCAACUAACCAUCAGCGUCGAGACCCCCAUCAAAGGCCGUCCUGCCAACGGGUCCUUCCUUAUCUGACUAAGGUCCCGGGGAGUUACUCGAUCGGUGCUGACUUCGAUCUACUACAUGUUGAUGUAUAUCUUUUAUACUGCCAUAUUGAACUAGCUUGCAAGUAGUGAUCAACCUAUUCGUAUCGGUGACAGCAAGCAGAUUUCGACGGUUGAAAACGUCACAAACGCGAGCGAGCAUCGCGUGACUCCCCACUUUUUUUUUAUUACAUACUUAAGUAUAUUACUAUUUUACAUAAGUCCAACUAGAUUGUAAGCGAUAAAGACGUUACAGAUAUUAAGUGUGAUAAGAUUUUAACGACAAAAAAGCGAGAAGAAAAGACGAACAUUCUUUUUCCAAUUUUACAAGGUAUUACUAUGUAAACGAAACAAAUUUUUACCUACAAAAAAUUUUACACUUAGGCAAGAUAAGAUUCGCAAUCGUGAGAAUAUAGACCUGAUUCGAGAAAUGAUGUGGCGUUAAACGAAAUUUUUAGCAAUUUUAGAAGCAAUUCUGUAGUAGGCAAACGCAAAAUUUUAGACUUAAUAUGUUCCGUCACACUCUGGCAUUUACUUAUCACUUGGAUAUAGUUUUUAUCCUUAGUUUAUUGCUCAAACGAAUGCAUUUGUUUGCCAUAUGUGUUGAAUAGAUUUACCUCUUUUUAUGGAUUUCACUUAUCUUAUUUUAUUUCUAUCGACAUGGCGACCGUAGCGUAUAAUAUGGCGACCACUCAAGUUUAUUUUUUUAUCGCAUUUCCAAACGUAUACAGUUGCAUCCCGUAUUGUACGAGCACCAAGCACAAGCCUUACGUAGUAUGGACCAUUCAACCCCUAGCAGAAGGCGAAUCAGAAUUCUAUGAGGCUGUCUUUGGUGUUCGUAAUGAUGUUUCGAGUAUUCUUUUCAUUUAAAUCGACGAACGGUUUUUAAUAAAUGUAAAUCAAUUACAAA
Aedes albopictus (Asian tiger mosquito) is the source of this 6267-nucleotide messenger RNA. RefSeq lists its product as uncharacterized. NCBI's taxonomy places the organism in Eukaryota, Metazoa, Arthropoda, Insecta, Diptera, Culicidae. The record is from RefSeq and is a predicted model, not a curated record. The coding region runs from base 1126 to 5349 and encodes 1407 amino acids. Gene Ontology annotation, molecular function: ADP binding; protein binding. The transcript has 6 exons.